Messenger RNA from Eimeria necatrix, 345 nucleotides. RefSeq lists its product as hypothetical. The coding region runs from base 1 to 345 and encodes 114 amino acids. NCBI's taxonomy places the organism in Eukaryota, Apicomplexa, Conoidasida, Eucoccidiorida, Eimeriidae. The record is from RefSeq and is a predicted model, not a curated record. The transcript has a single exon.
AUGGGAGAAAUCAGUGACCCACAAGUUCCGCAGCCUCGGCAGUCGCUGCUGCAGCUGCGGGCUCUGCGAAACACAGCCAGCUCCCAAUUGGAAGAGCUGAGCGUCUUAAGAAAAGAAACGGAUGUUCUUGAACAAAAACUCCGGUCAAUUCUUCGCGAAACUGCGGCUAUUCAGGCAGAUCGCCGAGCAGCAGCGGCAGCAGCCAUUCGGCUUGUCCACGCCAACGCCACCAGGGAAACAGAGCGCAGAGUUCUUGAAAUGGAAGUAUCGGCUUUGAAAGCUGAGCUUUCUUUGCAAAAGAAAGAGCUGGAGGGCCUGGAAACUUUGUGGAAAAAGCGCAAGUAG